CCCGGGUUCCGGGCGGAAGCCGGACCACCCCUCCCGGGAUGCGAAGCUCUAGGGGCGGGCUCGGCUUGGUUCGGGGCGGGCCCAGCUGCGUCUGCCCUGUGCCUCCCUGGCGGCCGGAGCUCCCCGACCCGCCUCCUCCCGCGCCGAGCAGUGGGGCCUUGGUCGCCGGGUGUCCCCGCGCAGCCUGCGUCCGGGGAGCGGGCGCUGGCGUCUGGGCCCGCGCCGGAAACUGUGUCAGCCGAGGAGUGGCCAGGAGCCGGAGUCUCGCCAUGGCGCGCCAGACUGUGCCCACAGGUGACCAUCACCUUCAAGGACCUGGCCGUGCGGUUCUCCGAGGAGGAGUGGCGGCUCCUGGAGGAGGGACAGAGAGAAUUCUACCGUGAGGUGAUGCGUGAGAACUACGAGACCCUGGUCUCUGUGGGGACAUCCGAGCUGCUUCCUCUCUCUGCUUUCCUGUCACCCAUGGAGCCUGGAAAAGCUGUGCUGGGAAGGGAACAUGCUGCUAAAGGACAAGAGCUGCCUGCUGGGGGAGCCCCCCAGGGAACACAGCCCCAGCAUAGCCUGCACCUGAGCGCCCUGGUGCAGCUCGUGAAGGAGAUCCCGGAGUUCUUAUUCAGGGAAGCCAAGGGCGGCACUGUGGAUAGCCCUGAGAGCCGAGCAGCCGGCCUUGAUGGGGACAGAGCGAGCCCUGAGGUUACAGCUGUGGCAAUAGAGAACUGUCCUCUGCAAGGCCAGCUUAGCUGCCUUCCAGACAGCCCCAGUGAUCAACACAGCCUGGCCACCACACCCACCGGCAGCUCAUCGUCCAGUGGCCUUCCUGGAGACAAGGGGCGGGAAAGUCCCCUCCCCAUUGACUUUGGACAGGGAAGAUACCUAUGUCCCUCUGGAUUGAUUGCCAGGCCUCCUCAUCAAAACAACACUAAAACUGUCAGUAAACCAUGGUCUACAGGGAAGACAAGCCCAGGCUCUCCAGGUGGGGAGCCCAGCCCUCUUGCCUAUAGCCCCAGCAGGAGGAAGAGCCACAGAGGGACCCUGGGGACAGGUGUUCCAGCUGGCCUCAGUGACCCUGACCCUGUGUAUGCUACAGGAACCUCUCCUAGGAGCAGCCCCUUACAGGGCCUCAUCGGUGGUCAGAAAGAGAUCCCUGUGCCCAGUCCCCAGCAUCCUGAGGUGACAGCCAAACCACUUCCCCCUCUGCCCGGCCUGGUGUCAUCGAAGCUGCCCAGAGUGGAGCUGGGACCCGUCAGCCUGCCCUGGCCAGUGAAGACAGAGGCAGUCUCAAGGGACUGUCCCCUCCAGGGCCUGAUGAAUUGCCUGAAGGAGAUCCCAGAGGCCCCAGGCAGGCGUCCCAGUCCUUCUGGAGCAGAGGAGCCCCUGCUGCAUGAGGAGCCAGGAGCCUGGAGAAGGAUUUGUGGAGGACCUGGACGCCAGCAGACACCACCUCUCCGCCCUGGCCCUGGCGGCGUGCUCACUAUGGUGAAGAUGGAGGACAGCUGGGCCCAGAGUCCACUAGUGCCCACCACCUGCCAACUUGGCAGGCAGACUUAUAGCCCCUCCACCUCCAGAGAUACCAAAGGGAUCCGAGGACCCAGCUGGGGCCCUGUAGCUCAAGCUGGCAGGGCCUCAAGCUCACCUCUGGAAGCCCUGGAAGCCUGUCUGAAGGGCAUCCCCCCAAGUGCAUCAUCCCUUCCCCUGCCACUGGUCGCUUCUUGGUCCCAGAGCCCCCAACCAGGAGACCCUGGGGCUCGGAGGUCCGAGCCACAUCCCCACGGAUCACAAAGUGAAGAGGUGACCAAGGAGCCUGUCCUGCCUCUGGCCCCACGGGGCUGUGUGAGAGAAGGCCCUGCCCGGCCCUCAUGCCCCCGAGGCACCCCCACCGGCUUCUCCUCCGCCAGCAGCACCGAUGGGGACCUAGAUUUCAUGAGCCCUGCCAGGAGCCAGGGGCAGUGGCCCAGAAAAGGAAGCCCGCCAGGAAGCUCCCCACUCCAGAGUCUAGAGAACUGUCUCAGAGAGAUCCCUGUGCCCAAGCCGCAGCUUGCCUGGCCCUGCUCCUCGGCAGCAGACAGGGGACCAAGGAGGAUGGACCUCAAGAAUUGGGCGACAGACAAGGAAGCACUGAGGAGCGAGUCCUGUGAGCCAGCUCAUCCUGGGCAAGGUGGGGGAGAAGUGCCUGCCAGGAGCCUCCAUCUGGCCAGCCCACAAGCCUUCUCCAGCUGCGCCCCUGCCUGCCAUCCACGAGGGAUCCGAGACCAUGGGACCACCCGGCCAGGACCAGAGCACUGGCUCCAAGAUGGGUCAGCUGCCAGACCCUCCCCGCUGCACUGCUUGGAAAGCUCCUUAAGGGACAUUUUGCCAGUGAGACCCUUGCGCUUUGCCUGCUUGGCCGGCCCCGGCCCUGGCCCCAGCCCCAGCCCCAGCUCCAGCUCAAGCCUGAGCAGCUCUGAUGGAGAAGACCUAAAGCUGGAGCCGGAGCUCUGGCAGCAAUCCCUGCAGGUGAGGAACCACCUUCCCAGCUGCAGGCAUCCUGUCCGUUUGUCCCCAAGUCCUCAAGUGGCCCCUCUUGGCAGCAGAGGCAGCAAGUCUGGUGAAGCCCCUGGGAGAGCGGAACCCCAAAGCUGCGGCGUCCUCAGCUCAGGAGAAGCAGAGAAAGUGGCAGAAGGCAGGUCCCAGUCACCAGAGAGGGAAGAAAGUGGCUGCCAACCUGGUGCCCCCCGCAGCACGGGAGAAGGAGGAGCAGUCAGGGCUCCUUGUCCUGCCCCACAGCUGGAGAAAAGACCCAGGCCUGAGGAUAGGGACGAAGCCAGGGCUCUGGAGCCUACACAUGGAAAACCCAGCACUCCAGCUGAGGCCCAAGGGAAGCUGCACCCCUGUGGCCUACCCCAGGCGGGUGAUGAGUCUUUGCAGCCACAGCCUCCAACGUCGCCCCCUCCAGCAGCUGACCCUGCCAUGUCAUCAACUGCCUGCAGUUGCGGGAAGCCCCUGCAGCAGGAGCUGCACAGCCUCGGGGCCGCCCUGGAGGAAAAGCUGGAUCGGCUGGCUUCAGUCCUGGCAGGCCUCGCUCAAGAAGUGGCCACCAUGAGGACCCAAGUGGAUCGCCUGGGGAGGCGCCCACGAGGCCCUGAGUCAAAGCCGUGGGCUCUCCCCCGGGGACCUCGCUGGGCCAAUGGCCUUGGUCGCAGACAUACGCCCUACUGGAGGCAGAAGGGUCCCUCCAGACCUAAACCAAAGAUCCUCCGGGCACAAGCUGAGGGCUGUAGGGCUGGUGAUUCCCCGGGACUGCCCAGAGGGAGGGCCCGCCCAGCACCUCAGCUACCAACUGAUGGUGCCCCCACAGAGCCUCCUGGGCCUCCUUCCUCAGCACUCAGCUGCUGUGCUGUGCUCGGACACAUGGGGAGCCACCAGGUGCCCCCUCCCCCUUUAGUGCCUGUUGCCUUACCCCCACCAACGACUUCUCCCACCCCCAGUGCAGACGCAGAAUCGGCCAGGAUCCCAGGCCGGCCUAAGGAGCCCAGUGACUUGCUAGGGGGCAUGCAGCGGGCCCUACAGGAGGAGCUGUGGGGUUCUGAGCACAGGGACCCACGGUGGGGGGCCCACUGACCGCACUCUCCACAGGUGGCCUUGUGCCCAGGGACAUGAUUCCCUCCCCGCCUGUUCCUGUGGCCCUUCCCGUCAGUGGAGUCUUCACCUGGUGCCCGGACUCUGCUAGGCCCUCGGGGUGUCUGCUCCAGAGGCCCAGAAAGGCGGUACAUUGCUCAGCCACUGGGUGGCUACCUUUCUCAGGUUCAACCAGACAUUGCUUCCUGCAGCUGGCCAGCUCCUGGGUGGAUUGUGUGGACAUGUGCACAGCGUGUCCCCUGCAGCUGUGGGGCAGUCAGGAGGGCCUCUCUGCUGUCGUGAUCCUAGAAGCAAAUGUUGGCACAGAGCUUAUCUGGGAAGCACUCUGUCCUUUGUUCCCAGCUGGAUUUAUCCCCUGUGAAUUCUAAAAUUAAAGAGUGAGUUGCUUUGGCUCCUAGUAAAAGAUGUUCCAUGUCCCCACAGUGUGGGGUCUGGCUGCUGGGGUUUCUCCAGCAGCACAGCAGAGGAGAGCUGGCAGUUUGUCCCCUGUAGUACCUCUGAGGGAAGUCAGCAGUGUGCUCAGGAAGGCUCAGGGCCAGCAGGCUGGGACUGAAGUCCCAAACAACUAGGAAA
This is a messenger RNA of Ochotona princeps (American pika), 4188 nucleotides long. It is a transcript of the gene KRABD3, whose product is annotated as KRAB-A domain containing 1. Lineage: Eukaryota; Metazoa; Chordata; Mammalia; Lagomorpha; Ochotonidae. The record is from RefSeq and is a predicted model, not a curated record. The transcript has 19 exons. Bases 388 to 3597 code for a protein of 1069 amino acids. Gene Ontology annotation, biological process: regulation of DNA-templated transcription.